Molecule: messenger RNA, 1404 nt
Organism: Brassica napus (rape)
Lineage: Eukaryota; Viridiplantae; Streptophyta; Magnoliopsida; Brassicales; Brassicaceae
Exons: 4
Coding region: 306-1208 (300 amino acids)
Source: RefSeq, a predicted model, not a curated record
UCCAGUUUAGAUUUUUCAGAUAUAAGAAACUAAGAAAGAAUAGGAGAAACUUUUUGGAUCAUUUUUUUGGUUUGGUUCUCUUUAAAUUUUCUUUAGUUCGGUUUUCUCGGUUUUGGAUAAAUUAUCCAGGUACGAAAAACCGGUUCCACGCAAACUAGUUGGACCGAUUAACUUAAAGAAGCUCGCACCGGUUAACUCGACCCGCGUUGCCUAUAUAAACCAAACCACUCCACUGAACGUCCCCUCCUUCUCCUUCCUCAACUUCCCUCCUCUCUUUGAACUUUCCACAGUGAGAAGAAAACAACAUGACUCUAACUCUAAGCAUGGCCGAAACCCUAGACGCUCUAAUCGACAACUCCCAAGAAACCGAUUACUCCUCCGCUCACCCCGAGGAAGACAACACCAACAUCGAUCUCUCUCUCCUCCGCAUCAACAGCUUCGGUAACUCCUCCGUUCGCCGCCGCGCGAACUCCUCUCCUCCGCAGUUCCCCUCGCACGGAUCUUUCGGCUCUCCUUCCCCCGCCGCCGCCACCAGCCCCGUGAAACGCCCCUCCCCGGAGUCGAAAGACGCCGACGAGCCUAGACGCAAGAAGCUGUUUCUUCCCCAACCACGCGACGCCGAGGAUGACGAAACGAUGUCGAAUCGCUUGGGAUACUCGAAGAUUCCGCUUCCGUCGCGAGUCCGUUCGUCUCCGAUCUACAGACGAUCUCUCUCCGAUACGUUUUCUUCCCGAAGCGGUGUCGCUCAGGAAACAGCACCGUCUCUCCCGCCCCGGCCACCGGUCUUCAGGAGGUGCGUCUCCGAUGUUUCGCCGGCAGCUUCGAAGGCGUUUCGUGGAACUGAUGUUGAAGCCAAUAAGAUGCUCUAUGCUAUCAAGAAUGGAGUUGUUGAAUUGGAUCAGUGGUGUAACAAGCUUCUACAGUACGGUGAAUCGGUGAAACAAGAUGGCAGUAGUAGUCCUAAGCGUCUUAUCAAGGAGGGAGUUCGUGAACUGGAUCAGUGGUGUAACAAGCUCAUCAACUACGGUGAAGUCAGUAGUCCUAAGGCAGAAGUUGAGUCACCAGAAGAGGAGCACGACAAAGAGUGUAAAGAAGGAGUGAAGGUGGACAGAGUUGGUGAGGCUUUUGUUGUUGAGAUCAACUGUCCUUGUGGAAGAAACUACAGAACUCUCUUCUCUGGCCGUGACUGCUACUACAAGCUCUUGUAGACAUGGUGGUUUUCAUCAUCAUCAUCACCGUAUGUGGAAGGAUCUCCUGCUCUCAUGCAUUUUGUUUCAUUCGUAUUGUUUGGUACAGAUUGUUCCAUACGCUUCUUCGUUUUAUAGAUAGAUACUUUACACAUUGUUCUAGUGUCAUACUCUUGUUACCCUCAUUCAUUGAAAUGGAUGUGAUUUUUGUGUGUUG